Cylindrotheca closterium is the source of this 666-nucleotide messenger RNA. NCBI's taxonomy places the organism in Eukaryota, Bacillariophyta, Bacillariophyceae, Bacillariales, Bacillariaceae. The record is from the annotation of a GenBank genome assembly.
AUGAUAUUUUCUCUGAAGCCAUUGAAUAUUCUUCUACUUCUUGCUGCCUCGGCAUCCGCAUUCACUCCAACAGCAGGUACUGUUGAAAAACAAACACAGUCGUCCUCCACCAGCCUCUUGGCGUUUGACUCCGAACUGGGAGCCCAAGCACCACUAGGGUUCUUCGAUCCCUUGGGACUCUUGGAAGAUGCCGACGCCGAGCGUUUUGAACGUUUGCGUUAUGUGGAAUUGAAGCAUGGACGCAUUAGCAUGUUGGCUGUUUUGGGACACAUGUUUACGACUGGUGGACUUCGUCUCCCAGGAGAUAUUGACUAUCAUGGAACUUCCUUUGCUUCCAUUCCUUCUGGAAUUGCCGGUCUCUCCAAGAUUCCAGGAGCCGGUUUGGCUCAAAUCUUUGCCUUUGUAGGUUUCUUGGAAUUGGUGGUCAUGAAGGAUGUCACUGGUGAAGCCGAAUUUCCUGGUGACUUUCGCAACGGGGCUCUUGAUUUUGGAUGGGAUGUCUUUUCGGUAGACGAACAAAAUCGCAAGCGAGCCAUUGAAUUGAACAAUGGUAGAGCCGCCAUGAUGGGAAUCUUGGGUUUGAUGGUCCAUGAAAUGCUCGACAACAACCCAUAUGUCAUUAACUCACUGGUUGGAGCACCCAUUGACUUUAACGCUGGUCUGUAA